Messenger RNA from Puccinia graminis f. sp. tritici CRL 75-36-700-3, 1497 nucleotides. RefSeq names its product cysteine desulfurase. Bases 1 to 1497 code for a protein of 498 amino acids. Gene Ontology annotation, biological process: [2Fe-2S] cluster assembly. The transcript is spliced from 6 exons. Lineage: Eukaryota; Fungi; Basidiomycota; Pucciniomycetes; Pucciniales; Pucciniaceae. Gene Ontology annotation, molecular function: cysteine desulfurase activity; pyridoxal phosphate binding. The record is from RefSeq and is a predicted model, not a curated record. Gene Ontology annotation, cellular component: cytosol; mitochondrion; nucleus.
AUGGCCACCACAUCCAAACUACCUAGCUUGAUCAGACUGGCAACCACCAAGCAACGAAACCUACUCACUCGAUCAAUCACCACCAACAACCAGCAUGUCCCAACAAAACAGCCAACUCCAUCCGAUCAUUUCUUCGUUCCUCAAUCCUCCUCCUCCUCCUCAUCAUCAUCAUCCAAUCAGACAAACUCACAGCAAGCAGCAGUCGAUACCAUACCAGACCUCAUCCUACGCGAUCCCCUGAUUAGCUCUCGUGGAUCCAAACAAGCUCAGAAGCAAGAGAAGGUCGGAAGACCAAUCUAUCUAGACAUGCAGGCAACCACACCACUCGAUCCACGCGUCUUGGACGCCAUGAUGCCGUACAUGACCAACCAAUACGGGAACCCUCAUUCGAAGACACACGCCUACGGCUGGGAGACGGAGAAGGCAGUCGAGACUGCCCGGGCGCAUGUGGCCGAUCUCAUUGGUGCUAGCACAAAGGAUAUCAUCUUCACCUCCGGGGCGACUGAAACAAAUAAUAUGGCGAUCAAGGGCGUCAGCAGGUUCUAUAAGGAACGCAAACGGCAUAUCAUCACUACCCAGACCGAACACAAAUGCGUCCUCGAUUCUUGCAGGGUUCUUCAAGACGAAGGCUUUGAUGUAACCUACCUACCCGUCAAAAGUAAUGGUCUAAUUGACUUACAGCAACUAGAAGAUUCGAUCCGUCCGGACACCGUCCUAGUCUCGAUCAUGGCGGUGAACAACGAGAUCGGGAUCAUCCAGCCGAUGCGCGAGAUCGGGGCGAUUGUCCGGCGACACCGGGGGGUAUUCUUGCACACAGAUGCCGCCCAAGCGGUCGGAAAGAUCCCGAUGGAUGUGGAAGAGAUGCAGAUCGAUCUGUUGAGCAUGAGCUCCCACAAGAUCUACGGGCCCAAAGGGAUUGGCGCCGCCUAUGUCCGAAGACGUCCCAGGGUCAGACUCGAGCCUCUCAUCAGUGGCGGCGGUCAGGAGAGAGGCCUUCGUUCGGGUACCGUGCCUGCGCCGCUCGUCGUCGGCUUUGGCGAGGCUUGUAGACUGGCCAAGUUGGAACUCCAAAACGAUUGUGAACAUGUCUCAAGGCUAUCACGAAGGCUACACGACAAGAUCACCCAAAGCUGCACCCACAUUGUCCGGAAUGGAGAUGGGAGGUUAGGCUAUCCGGGCUGUCUGAACCUAUCCUUCGAAUACAUCGAGGGAGAGUCGUUAUUGAUGGCCUUGAAGGAUGUCGCCCUGAGUUCGGGAAGUGCCUGCACAUCGGCCUCGUUGGAGCCCAGCUAUGUGCUCAGAGCACUCGGAGCGAGCGACGAGAACGCUCAUAGCUCGUUGCGCUUCGGCAUCGGUCGGUUCACCACCGAACAGGAGGUCGACUAUGUGGCUCAUAAAAUCCUCAAUGUCGUCUCUCGUCUGCGUGAAUUGAGUCCGCUUUGGGAAAUGGUCCAAGAGGGCAUCGACUUAAAAUCUAUCAAUUGGUCUCAGCAUUGA